AUGACAUUUAAAUACAAGGACACGGACUUUACUGUCUACAAGGUUACCUGGGGUCACAACACUCUGUACGAUUUCGUAUUUGAGGCUCCCACAGACGUUGUGCGUGACGUUAAUGAGAAAUCAAGCACUCAAAGCGCGGGUCAUGCAUUUAUUACUGCAGUCUAUCGUUGGAACAAUGCACUCAAGGAUGAGAUGUGGGUGUACCAAGGCGGAGUCUGGGCAAAAGAUAAAGCACUUUGGGCAGCAAUUCGCAAUGCCUCAUGGGAUGACCUCGUCCUCGAGGAGGGAUUUCUUGAAGGAUUGCGUAGGGAUACGCGCACUUUCUUUGGGAAUAGGGAGAUAUAUCAGGACCUAGGCGUAGUCUGGAAGAGGGGCCUGCUAUUGCUUGGCCCACCAGGAAAUGGAAAGACGGAAUCGAUCAAAGUUCUCUUGAAGGAAUCUGGACAGACCGCGUUGUACGUGAAGUCCUUUACAACUUCGCGGGGACCUGAACUUGGUGUUCGUGCGAUAUUCGACCAUGCGCGAUCCCACGCACCUUGCAUUCUCGUCAUCGAAGACAUUGACUCGCUCCUUUCAGCCAGCGUCCGCUCAUUAUUCCUGAAUGAACUCGAUGGAUUGGCCCAAAAUGAGGGUAUUCUGACAAUCGCUACGACGAAUCACCCCGAGCAGAUUGAUGAUGCCAUCCUGAAUAGACCAUCUCGUUUUGACGUGAAAUACGAUUUUGGAUUGCCUAUUUCUUCAUUACGUACCACGUACGCACUUAAAUGGAUCCGAAAAAUCGUGUCAAUAGGUAGUUCUCCGGGUUCCUCAGCGAAGAAAACGACCGUCAAGUUCGAGCGAAGCGACACUGAUCUCGCGGCAGAGGUCGCAGAGAAGACAGAGGGAUGGUCUUUCGCUUUCCUCAAGGAGCUGUAA
This is a messenger RNA of Fomitiporia mediterranea MF3/22, 915 nucleotides long. RefSeq names its product P-loop containing nucleoside triphosphate hydrolase protein. Gene Ontology annotation, cellular component: cytosol; peroxisomal membrane. The coding region runs from base 1 to 915 and encodes 304 amino acids. Gene Ontology annotation, molecular function: ATP hydrolysis activity; ATP binding. Lineage: Eukaryota; Fungi; Basidiomycota; Agaricomycetes; Hymenochaetales; Hymenochaetaceae. The record is from RefSeq and is a predicted model, not a curated record. The transcript is spliced from 3 exons. Gene Ontology annotation, biological process: protein import into peroxisome matrix.